Messenger RNA from Mus musculus (house mouse), 3100 nucleotides. It is a transcript of the gene Cox5a, whose product is annotated as cytochrome c oxidase subunit 5A. Gene Ontology annotation, cellular component: respiratory chain complex IV; mitochondrial inner membrane; mitochondrial membrane. The record is from RefSeq and is a predicted model, not a curated record. Bases 2504 to 2944 code for a protein of 146 amino acids. Gene Ontology annotation, molecular function: cytochrome-c oxidase activity. The transcript has 6 exons. Gene Ontology annotation, biological process: mitochondrial electron transport, cytochrome c to oxygen; oxidative phosphorylation; proton transmembrane transport. Lineage: Eukaryota; Metazoa; Chordata; Mammalia; Rodentia; Muridae.
AACAAAACUAAGUCUACUCAGAAAGACCUGGGAAUAUGCAUGUUAACAAAACCUCAGUUGAUUAUUCUCUGAGUAAUAGAGUUGUGUUUACAUUGGCAAGAGAGAUAGCAUUAAAUCACCUUUCAACCGAAUUUAGCAGUUCACAUUUGAAAUAUAAACAUUUAUUGUGUGGUUAGGAGAAUGUGAGUUCAGGUCUCCGAGGGGGCCAGGGGCAUCAGAUGCCCAGGAGCUGGAAUUACAUAUAGUUUUGUGAGCUGCCUGGCCUGGGUGCUGGGAACUGAGCCCAAGUUUUCCAGAAGAGUAGUGCAUGCCCUUAAACAUGUCUUCAGCCCUGAGUUUUUCUUUUAAACAUUAAAAAACAUAUAUUUGAGCCGGGCAUGGUGGUGCACGCCUUUAAUCCCAGCACUCGGGAGGCAGAGGCAGGCGGAUUUCUGAGUUCGAGGCUAGCAUGGUCUACAGAGUGAGUUCCAGGACAGCCAGGGCUACACAGAGAAACCCUGUCUCGAAAAACCAAAAAAAAACAAAAAACAAAAACAAAAAACAAAACAAACAGACAAACAAACAUAUAUUUGAGUAUGUAUGUAUGUGCACCUGUAUGCAGGUGCCUACAGAGACCAGAAGAUAGCAUCUGAGGUCCUGAAGCCGAAGCUGCAGGUGGUUGUAAACCAUCCGAUGUGGGUGUACAGAGCCAAACUCAGCCAGCUCUCUUCUCUGCAGAACCGUGUCUUUUCAAAUCCUAAUAAAAUUGUUCUCUAGCUUAAAACAAGUUUUCUUUUUUUCUUUUUUACUUUUUCUUCUUCUUUUUUUGUUUUUUUUUUUUUUGGGGGGGGGUGUUCGAGACAGGGUUUCCUCGCUGUCCUGGAACUCACUCUGUAGACCAGGCUGGCCUCGAACUCAGAAAUCCAUCUGCCUCUGCCUCCCAAGUGCUGGGAUUAAAGGCAUGUGCCACCACCGCCUGGCUAAAACAAGUUUUCUUGUCAGGGAUGGGACAGACCUGUCCGUAUACCUGUAAUCUCAGCACUAAAGUGACUAUAAAGCAGGAGGAUUGGGAAUUCAAAGCUAAUCUAGGCAACAGAGCAAUACCCUGUUUUUAAAAGCAAAUGAAACGGGCCAGCAAGAUGGCUCACCGGGUAAAGGCACUUGCCACCAUGCUGACAACCAGAAUUCAAUCCCUGCAGUUCACAUAGUGGAGGGAGAAAGCCACCUCCUCCAAGUUGCCUCUCAUCUCCCCACUCUUGCCAUGGUACACACAUGCCCACGCGUGCGCACGCACGCACACACACACACACACACACACACACAUUUUUAAAACCCCACAAUCUAUAAGGAUAAUUUUUUUAAUCCCUUUUCUUCACUUCCAGCUCUUUUUGUUUGUUUUUUCAGUCUUGUGGUGGUGGUGGUGGUGGUGGUAGUGGUAGGUUUGGUGGUUUUAUUUUGUUUGCUGUUCUGGGAUUGGAUCUAGGGCCUCAUAUCUGCUAAGCAAGCAGCCUUGUCAUGGAAGACACCACCUGCCCUCACUUACAAUUUGAUACACAUUUCCGGAGAAAAAUUCAUUGUUGUAGAACAGCUCUCAGCUGCCCUCUACAGGUCAUUUUGGGAGAGACAGGCUCUGAGCUCAAGGAGAGGGAAGAAAAACCUUGUGUGUUUGUGGUGUGUGUGUGUACACAAAGCUAGGUGCUCUAAGUCCUGUGUCUGAGUGGAAGCUGAGGGAGUAGAAUUGGUUCAGACAGCACAUCACUACAGAGACCCGGCUUUCAUGUAAACGUGCCUCUAUAUACUUAUAUGGAUAGUGCAACCUUCAUACUAGAGCAGCUGUUUUGGUAAGCAGUCUCUCAGAAAGUUAAACGCUUGCUGCACGGCUCAUAUAAUGUUUUAGAUGUAUGUCCAGAAGAACUGAAAACAUCUCCCCCCGCACACACACACACACACACACACACACACACACACACACACACACAAAAUGUGUACAUGACUGCUUCCAAAUGUGCUGGUGGACCAUCCAGAACAAUGUUAAGUGACAGCGGUAAUAUAUUCUUGUCUUGCCUCUGGCUUUCAAGCUAAAAGCUCUCAGGAUCUGUAACCAUGAAAAUUAUGCUGACACACAGAAUUGAAAUAGAUCAGAACAUAUUAAAGCGUAAGCGUGAAUAUUCAGAACACUAUUCAUAAGAGCUCCACAAUGGAAAUAGCCAGCUGACCAUCAGAGGAGGGAAGUUUUGGGCCAGCAAGACAACUCAGUGGAAAAGGAAUGUUCACUACGGUCACCCGGGUCAUCGGACCAGCUUUGGCGCGGCGCCGACGUGGUUUGUCCUCCACGGCCGCCGUAGCCGCCGGCGACCGCAUGGCGCCCCACCCGCUUCCGUAGGCGCGAGCUCCGCAGUGGGCCGGCCUUAUGCUCCGCCCAGCGUGCGUCGCUGCGUGAGUCCGGCCCCCGCGAACUGCUGUACCGCCCGCGAGCUCACACCGGCUUCUCGUCAGCCUCAGCCAGUGCGCUGUGGUCGCCGUCAUGCUCGCCGCUGCCCUCCGUCGCUGUACCGCAGCCGCGGCUGCCCGAGGCCUCCUGCACCCCGCCUCGGCUCCCAGCCCCGCCGCCGCUGUCUGUUCCAUUCGCUGCUAUUCUCAUGGGUCACACGAGACAGAUGAGGAGUUUGAUGCUCGCUGGGUGACAUAUUUCAACAAGCCAGACAUUGAUGCCUGGGAAUUGCGUAAAGGGAUGAAUACACUUGUUGGCUAUGAUCUGGUUCCUGAGCCCAAAAUCAUUGAUGCUGCAUUGCGAGCAUGUAGACGGUUAAAUGAUUUUGCUAGUGCUGUUCGCAUCUUGGAGGUUGUUAAGGACAAAGCAGGACCUCAUAAGGAAAUCUAUCCCUAUGUCAUCCAGGAACUUAGACCAACUUUAAAUGAAUUGGGAAUCUCCACUCCAGAGGAGCUGGGCCUUGACAAAGUGUAAACUCCCUUCGAUGGGCUUCCUAAGGACUUAACUGCUAUUGCUACUUGAUUGAAACAGUUGCCUGGAAAUGUUUUAUUUGAACAAAUUUUCCUUUGAGUAUCAAACCAUGUAAUAGUAACUUGGACUUUAAUAAAGGGAAAUGAGUUUGAACUGAAA